GAUGUCUAAGCAUAACCUAGGAUUAUCUAUCCAUGUUAUCUAUAUCAUGUUUGCUGCUCACCAAAUCCUGGGUGGAGGAUUUCAUCUGACCAACCAAGAUGUGAAUAUGACAAGGUUUGGAAAAUCUUUGCAAUCAAAAGUUGGUGAUGCCACAAAGUCAUAUAUGGCCAUGCAUCAGACAUAUGAGGGGACCUACUUUGGGUUUGUUGCUACAUUGGAUGUGUAUGGAUUUGAGAUUAAUUAUAGCCAAAGAAUCAUAUCAUCAGUAUGGAUUGUCAACAGAGGUCCCAAUGACAACCUAGAAGAGAAUGCAAUUAGGAUUGGAUGGCAGGUUUUUCCUGAAUUGUACGGUGACUCACACACCCACUUCUUCACUUAUUGGACGAGGGACUCAUACCGAACUACAGGGUGCUACAACAUGAGGUGUCCAGGUUUUCAACUCACACUUGGAUCAAAAAUAACUCCUGGUGAUGUCAUAAGCCCAGUAUCCGAUGUUGAUGGAGCGCGACAAAAUAUUACAAUUAAAGUGUCUAGGGAAAAGUCUACUGGGGAUUGGUGGAUAUACUAUGGCUUCAACAGUGCUCCAACAGUUGUGGGUUAUUUCCCAGCUAAUCUAUUUACCAACUUAUCUGAAAAGGCAACUAGCAUUUUAUUUGGUGGGAGUGUUUUAGCAGUAGAAGGUGCUUCAACCCCUCCAAUGGGCAGUGGAUUAUUGCCAUCGAUCCUGUCUGACAAGGCUGCAUCAAUUGAGGAUAUUUUAUUAGUCGAUGAAGAUGGCAAAAUCGCACCAUUUGAUGUGAAGACGAUCAAAGACGAGACCUCAGACCUUUGUUAUGCCAUGACACCUAUUUUUGGUGAAAGCACUUCAAGGUGCUUAUAUGGAGGCCCUGGAGGUUGCGUCGUCGGUUAGGCAGAUUUGGCUUCAACUAAUUUUUGGCCUCUGUUAUGUAUACAUGUUCUUUUUCAUUGUUGUCAAUGGAACCAGGGAGUUCCAUAUAUGGAGAAAGAU
Messenger RNA from Oryza sativa Japonica Group (Japanese rice), 1009 nucleotides. The record is from RefSeq and is a predicted model, not a curated record. NCBI's taxonomy places the organism in Eukaryota, Viridiplantae, Streptophyta, Magnoliopsida, Poales, Poaceae.